AUGAGAGAGGGAGAGACAGAGCGAGACAGUGAGAGAGACAGCGGGUGGGAAAGAGUGAGGUCGAGAAGGGAGAGAAGAGAGAAUGAGAGGACGAGAGGUAUGAAGGGUCCGUGUCUGUCUAUCGUCAGGGAAAGGAAAGGAGGUCAACAACGCCGCAUGCGAGUCAACUGGAGAGAUCAUCGGAAUAUAUCAUCGUUUUACUUCACACGUUUUCCUGAAGACGCAACAGAGGAUGAGCUAUGGAAGAUAUUCAGAAGAGCGGGUGAUGUCAGGGAGGUGUUUAUCUCCAACAAGAGGAAUAGGAACGGAAGAAGGUAUGGAUUUGUGAGAUUCAUUGGAGUGGAUAACGUCCAACAGUUGGAAAGGAGAUUGGAUAACAUAGUUCUGGGGGGAUUAAAGUUAUAUGUUAACAUCCCUAAAUAUGAAAGAGGUAGGGGUCGAGUGCAACCACAAUCAACAGGGGGACGAGACCAUACCAGACAUGUCGAACAGGGGCGCAGAGAAACUUACCAGGCACAGAAGCACACAGCGAUGCCGGGCCAGAUACGCGGAUCCUUUGCAGAUGUGGUAGCUAGGAGAGAACCACGUAUACAGCAAAGGAGGACAUCAAUAGUUCAGAAUGCUAAAACCAACACUUCGAGAUCAAAAGUACAUCUUGACAGUCCUAUGACAGCACCGAAGUGGCUACAGGAUGCAUGGGUGGGAAUGCUAAAAAAUCUUGCACUCCUUGACAGAGUAGAGGAGAAUAUGCUCUGGGACUGGGGAUUAGACGUAGUGCCGAAAUACAUCGGCGACAACAUGGUACUUCUCCCCAGCCUUACCGAAGACAAGGCAAAACAAAUGGUGGAGGAUGGGACUGCAGGAAGGGAGGUGAUGUUUUAUUUGGUGGAAAGGUGGAACAGGAAGAUGCGUGCUGGUUCUAGACUUACAUGGGUGCAAUGUUGGGGAGUGCCGUUGGUAGCAUGGGACUCAACACACAUAAGGGAGAUCGUGACGGCCAUAGGCGAGGUAGUGGAAGUAGACGAGGAGAUGGAGGAUUUGAGGAAGAUGGACAGGGCAAGGCUCCUUGUAAGAACACCGUGGAAACCACUGAUUCAGCACACGGUGAGCGUCCAUAUUGAAACGGAGGUGUUCCAGGUACACAUAAUAGAGGAAAGUGGAAGCAGUCCCAAUUGGUGCCAUGCCGGCGGAGCGCGAUGCUUAGUUCAUUGGAGGACAUUUGCUCGGAGGAAAGCGAGAUGGGUUCGUUAUCGGAACUGA
Glycine soja is the source of this 1260-nucleotide messenger RNA. RefSeq lists its product as uncharacterized. Gene Ontology annotation, molecular function: RNA binding. NCBI's taxonomy places the organism in Eukaryota, Viridiplantae, Streptophyta, Magnoliopsida, Fabales, Fabaceae. The record is from RefSeq and is a predicted model, not a curated record. The transcript has a single exon. Bases 1 to 1260 code for a protein of 419 amino acids.